AUGGCGUUAGAUUUUUCGGAAAAUAUAAAAAAGGAAGUAUAUCAAAAACUUAUUUCGUUAAAAUUAGAUAUAGCAACUAGAUAUGAUAGGUCCAUAUUGGGGAUCAAUAUUCAAUUUAUAAAUAACGGAAAAAUAAAAUUAAGGACUCUAUGCAUGAAAGUGAUUAAAGAACGACACACAUCAGAAUAUCUUAAAAAAAUUAUUCUAGAUGUUCUAAAAGAAUAUGAAAUAAAAAUUGAGCAGAUUUACACAAUAACCACCGAUAAUGCAGCAAAUAUGAUUAAGUUAAUUAAGCUAUUAAUACUACACGAUGAAGAAGAUGAUGACCUUAACGAUUAUUUAAUUAAUGAUGAUUUAAAUAAUAAUGAUAUAGAUAAUGAUGAUUUAAAUAAUAAUGAUAUAAUUCAUGAUGAAAAUAAAGAACCUUUUAAUAUUAAAAAUAUUAAUUGCAUCAAAUGCCAGAUCCAUAUUAAUAGUGAACAAUUGACAAUGGGUGAUUUUUAUGCUGCGUGGAUCAAAUGUCUCAUGCAAACGAGUAAAGUAUACACUCCAUUUGCCAGACUUUUAGUUUCUACGAUGAAAGCACGAGAAAUAAAUUUCAAAAAUGAAAAUAUUGAAAUUCUAAAUACUAUGCCUACGUGUUCGUAUUCGAAGGAUAAUUUAGAUGAUGAUUUUGAAGAUUUAUUAAAGUCGCAUGAAAGUCUUAAUAAGAAUAAUUCUCAGGGCAUCGAAAAUUAUAAUAAAUGUAUAGAAAUAGAAUAUAUAAUUCGGUCAUUUGAUAAUAUAGAGAGAUUAGAAAAAGAUACUAAUCUUUUGAAUUAUUGGGAAAAUGUAAAGAAUAGUAUGCCAGAACUUUAUAAGUUAGCUAUAACUGUGCUAGCAGUUCCAGCUACGCAGGUCUCCGUAGAAAGAGCAUUUUCAAGCCUUAAGUUUAUACUCUCUGCGCAGAGAACUAAAUUAAAUCCUGAAAUAUUAGAAAAUAUUUUAGUUAUCCGUUCGAAUUCUCUUUUUAAACCUAAAUAG
This is a messenger RNA of Gordionus sp. m RMFG-2023, 1023 nucleotides long. RefSeq lists its product as uncharacterized. The record is from RefSeq and is a predicted model, not a curated record. The coding region runs from base 1 to 1023 and encodes 340 amino acids. The transcript is spliced from 3 exons. Lineage: Eukaryota; Metazoa; Nematomorpha; Gordioida; Chordodea; Parachordodidae. Gene Ontology annotation, molecular function: protein dimerization activity.